AGCGACUCACCGACACCCCAGGCGGCUCAAAAUGUCGGGAAUGUUUUCCGGAGCUAACGAGCUAGCUGCUGCUGCUAGCAGGCUGAGCUCGGCACGACUCGGCAGGAAGCGGAGCCUCGGCGGCGGCUUACACUAGGACUGAGCGGUGGGCUGUGGUGGGUGUUUCAUCGGGAGCUGCAGUGACCGUCCUGGGUCAGGAUGUCGGCUCAGGUCCGCCUGAAGCAGCUGGAGGAGCUGCUGCUGGAGCAGAAGGCGGCGGGCUGCCUGGAGCUGCUGGACCUGCUGCUCUGCUUCUACACGGAGUGCUCCAACUGCCCGCUGAAGAGGGAGAAGCACAUCACCGACUUCCUCGAGUGGGUGAAACCGUUCACCACCACGGUGAAGGACAUGCGGCUGCACAGGGAUGACUUUGAGAUGCUGAAGGUGAUCGGACGAGGAGCUUUUGGAGAGGUUGCUGUGGUGAAGAUGAAGCACACGGAGAGAGUUUACGCCAUGAAGAUCCUCAAUAAAUGGGAGAUGCUAAAGAGAGCUGAGACGGCAUGUUUCCGAGAGGAACGCGAAGUCCUGGUGAAAGGAGACAGUCAGUGGAUCACAACGUUACAUUACGCCUUCCAGGACGACAACUACCUGUACCUGGUGAUGGAUUACUACGUGGGCGGGGACCUGCUGACUCUGCUCAGUAAGUUUGAGGACCGUCUUCCUGAGGAUAUGGCCAAGUUCUACGUCGCUGAGAUGGUGCUGGCCAUCCACUCCAUCCACCAGCAGCACUACAUCCACAGAGACAUUAAACCAGAUAAUGUCCUCCUGGAUGUCAACGGCCACAUUCGUCUGGCAGAUUUUGGGUCCUGCCUCCGUAUGAUGGAAGACGGCACGGUGCAGUCUUCAGUGGCAGUGGGUACCCCGGACUACAUCUCCCCAGAGAUCCUGCAGGCAAUGGAGGAUGGAAUGGGCCGCUACGGACCAGAGUGCGACUGGUGGUCUCUGGGAGUCUGUAUGUACGAGAUGCUGUACGGAGAAACGCCGUUUUAUGCCGAGUCGCUGGUGGAAACCUAUGGCAAGAUCAUGAACCAUGAGGACCGUUUCCAGUUCCCCUCUCAUGUGAGCGAUGUGUCCGAAGAUGCCAAGGAUCUGAUCCAGCGCCUGCUUUGCUCGAGGGAACGUCGACUCGGCCUGAACGGGAUCUCGGACUUUAAGAGCCACCCGUUCUUCAGGGGGAUCGACUGGGAAAACAUCCGGUCUGCAGAGGCCCCUUACAUCCCAGACGUGUCGUCACCCACCGACACCUCCAACUUUGAUGUAGACGAUGACGUCUUGAAGAACCCGGACAUUGGACCUCCAGUGUCCCACACUGGGUUCACUGGUCAGCACCUCCCCUUUGUCGGCUUCACCUACACCACCGACAGCUGCUUCUCUGACUGCAGCUCCGUCAGCCGGGCAGCACUGGGAGUCCGGCAGGCGAUAGAUGGAGGAGGAGAAGGCGGAGGGCAGGAGGUGGAGGCAUUUGAAAGGCGGAUCCGCCGACUGGAGCAGGAGAAACAAGAACUGAACCGCAAACUGCAGGAAUCGACUCAGGCGCUGCAGGCUCCAGCUCGAGGAGGAACUCUGACUCGAGACAAAGAGAUCAAGAAGCUAAACGAGGAGAUUGAGCGGCUCAAGAAGAAACUUGCAGACUCUGAUAGGCUGGAGCAUCAGCUGGAGGAGGCAGUCACACUCAGACAGGACUACGAGAGCUCUGCCUCCAAACUGAAGACUCUGGAGAAGCAGGUGAAGACCCUGAGACAGGAGAAGGAUGACGUCCACAAGCAGCUGGCGGACUCUCUGGAGCGUCUGAGGAGUCAAACGAAGGAGCUGAAGGAGGCACAUUCUCAGAGGAAGCUGGCCCUGCAGGAGUUCUCCGAGCUGUCGGAGAGGAUGGCCGAACUCCGCUCCUCCAAGCAACGUCUGUCACGUCAGCUCCGAGACAAGGAGGAGGAGAUGGACACGCUCCUGCAGAAGAUGGACACCAUGAGACAGGAGAUUCGCAAGACGGAGAAAUCCCGCAAGGAGCUGGAGGCACAGCUGGACGAGGCGAAGGCAGAGGCGUCGAAGGAGAGAAAGCUGAGGGAAAACAGCGAGGUUUACUCCAAACAGCUGGAGACGGAGCUGCAGAGCCUAAAGUCUCAGCAGGGCCGAGGAGCCGCAGCAGGGGGAGCAGAGUCUCAGCAGGAGCUGUCCCGUCUGAAGGCGGAGCUCGAUAAGAAAGUCCUGUUCUAUGAAGAGGAGCUGCUGAGAAGGGAUUCAGCCCACUCUUCCGAGAUCAAGAACAUCCGCAAAGACCUGCAGGAGUCCGAGGGGGCGCAGCUCGCUGCCAACAAGGAGCUGCUGCAGCUCCGAGACAAGCUGGACAAGGCCAAGAAGGACAGGCAGACAGAGAUGGAUGAAGCUGUUGCUGCUCUGAAGGAGAAACAUGACCGAGAGAAAAACCUGCUGACAGAAGAAAACCGCAAACUGACAGCAGAGACAGACAAGUUCUGUUCGUUCGUGGACAACCUGACAGCUCAGAAUCGACAGCUGGAGGAUGACCUCCAGGAUCUGUCAUCUAAGAAGGAGAGCGUGGCUCAUUGGGAGGCUCAAAUCGCAGAGAUCAUCCAGUGGGUCAGUGAUGAGAAGGAUGCUCGAGGCUACCUGCAGGCUCUGGCCACUAAGAUGACGGAGGAGCUGGAAACUCUGCGCAGCUCCAGCCUGGGAACCAGACCUCUGGACCCCUUGUGGAAGGUGCGGCGCAGUCAGAAAGUGGACAUGUCUGCUCGUCUGGAGCUCCAAUCAGCUCUGGACGCUGAGAUCAGAGCUAAACAGUUGGUUCAGGAGGAGCUGCGCAAAGUCAAGGCUGCCAACAUCAACCUGGAGAGCAAACUGAAGGAGUCAGAGGAGAGAGGCAGGGAGAUGGGAGAGCAGGUGGAAAGUCUAAAGAAGGAGAUGGAGGAAAGCCACUCACGUUCCGGCAAAGGACUGAAACUUCCAGACUUCCAGGACUCCAUCUUUGAGUAUUUCAACACGUCUCCUCUGGCUCCCGACCUCACCUUCAGAACCACAGACAUAGACUCCACCCCACUGAAAUCAGAGACCACGCCCCCUUCGCCCUCCACCACCUCAGAACAUGAGGAAGUUAAAGCAGCGUCAGUCCCAGCCAGCCCCUCCCCCACCUACCAGAGCUCAGCGCUGACCACACCAAAACCCAAAGCUCACCAGCUGAGCAUCAAAACGUUCUCCACUCCAACCCAGUGCACACACUGCACUUCUCUGAUGGUGGGACUCUGCCGACAGGGAUACGCCUGUGAAGUGUGCUCCUUCAUCUGUCACGUUUCCUGUAAAGACCACGCCCCUCUGGUCUGCCCAAUCCCUGCAGAACAGGCCAAGAGGCCGCAGGGCGUCGACGUCCAAAGGGGUAUUGGGACUGCUUACAAGGGCUACGUCAGGAUCCCAAAGCCAAGCGGGGUGAAGAAGGGCUGGCAGCGGGCAUACGCCGUGGUUUCUGACUGUAAACUAUUUCUCUAUGACAUCCCAGAGGGAAAGUCCACCCAGCCGGGGGUGAUGGCCAGUCUGGUCCUCGACCUCAGAGAUGAAGAUUUGUCCGUCAGCUCCGUCUUAGCAUCAGAUGUGAUCCAUGCCACCAGGAAGGACAUCCCCUGCAUCUUCAGGGUAACGUCGUCGCAGCUGAUCUCGCAGCUAUCCUCUGUCUCUCUGCUAGUCCUGGCAGAGAGCGAGGUAGAAAAGAGGAAGUGGGUCCGGAUCCUGGAGGGUCUGCAGACCAUCCUGUCCAAGAACCUGCUAAAGAGUCAGCAGGUCCACGUUCUACACGAGGCUUACGAUGCCUCACUACCCAUCAUCAAGACCACGAUGUCUGCUGCAGUGCUUGAUCGGGAGAGGAUUGCUCUGGGAACAGAAGAUGGGCUGUUUGUGGUCGAAGUCACCAGAGACGUGAUUGUGCGAGCUGCCGACAGUAAGAAAGUUUAUCAGAUCGACUUGAUCCCAAAGGAGAAAAUCAUUGCUCUCCUCUGCGGUCGUAACCGUCAUGUUCACCUUCACCCCUGGGGGAUGCUGGAGGGCGCCGAGUCCUCCUUUGACGUUAAGCUGGCUGACACCAAAGGCUGCCAGGCUCUGACCACAGGAGUGCUCCGACCCGGAGGCGCUGCCUGCCUGCUGGCUGCCGUCAAACGUCAGGUUCAGUGCUAUGAGAUCACUCGAACGAAACCCCACCAUAAGAAGCUGUGGGAGGUGCAGGCUCCAGGUCUGGUGCAGUGGUUGGGGAUGGUUAGGGAGCGGCUAUGUGUUGGUUACCCCUCUGGCUUCGCUCUGCUGGCCCUGCAGGGGGAGUCGUCCCCCAUCAGUCUGGUGAGCCCAUCCGACCCGUCGCUGGCCUUCCUGGCCCAGCAGCCGCUGGAUGCUCUGCACGCUCUGGAGGUCGGCUCCAGCGAGCUGCUGCUCUGCUUCAGCCAGCUCGGCAUCUACGUGGAUGGACAGGGCCGUCGGUCCCGGACCCAGGAGCUAAUGUGGCCUGCCACGCCACUCGCAUGCAGCUCUAACUCAUCUCACCUGACGGUCUACAGUGAAUAUGGGGUUGAUGUCUUUGAUAUUCACACGACAGAGUGGGUCCAAACCAUCUCCCUCCGCAAGAUCAGACCUCUGAAUGUUGAAGGGACGUUAAACCUGCUGAGCUCAGAAUCCCCUCGUCUGCUUUACUUCAGCAACACCUCAUCAGAGGGUGACCUCACCAUCCCUGACACAUCGGACCACAGCAGGAAGCUGAUGGUUCGAACUCGCAGCAAGAGGAAGUUUCUCUUCAAGGUUCCUGAGGAGGAGCGACUUCAACAGAGGAGGGAGAUGCUGAGGGAUCCAGAGCUGAGGUCCAAGAUGAUUUCUAAUCCGACAAACUUCAACCACGUGGCUCACAUGGGACCAGGAGACGGCAUGCAGGUCCUGAUGGACCUCCCUCUGGUUGGAGAUGUCACCUCCCUCUCUCCCUUCCCGUCUCCCUCCCCUUCCCCUUCCUCCUCCUCCCGUCACACCCUCAUCUCUCCCCCCUCCAACUUUGAGCACGUCUAUCACAUGACGUCGGCGUCGGCCGGCGCCUUCUUGCAGAAAGACGCCUCCUCUUCCUCCCAGCAGAGCCUCCUGCAGCCUUCUUCCUCCUCCUCCUCCUCUCCCUCCACCUCCUCUCUGGGAAGGAGCGUGCUGCCCUCCUCUCAGGACGACCCCAUUAAAGAUAAGCCCCGCCCAUUGUCCAGUAUCUCCCGGCAACAGAGGAGCAAGAGUCAUAUCACACGCACAGCUUCAGAUUUUGGAGGUGGAGCCUCAUCCCGCAGCAUCUGUGAACCUGACCCAGACCUGGACCGAGAGCCGGACUCGGACUCCACCAAACACUCGACCCCCUCCAACAGCUCCAAUCCCAGCAGCCCCCCCAGCCCCAACUCCCCCCACCGCAGCCAGCUAACCCUGGACGGCCUGGACUCUGAGCCCUGAGCCUCGCCUUCGCACAGCUGAGGCCCCGCCCCCCACACACCUGAGGGUGCAUGGGUGUCGCCCCAAAUGAACCAAUCAGGCUGCACACUGAGAGUUGAGCUUUUACUUUGAGGAUUUUAUUGUAGCAGGGUGAGUCUGAGCUUCCUGCUGCUUUUAUUUCGUUGGAUUUUACCUGCUGGGAAGCCCCACCCCUCCGGUUUUAACCCCUUCCCUGCUGACAGCUGCUGUGUAUGACCUUUGACCUUUAUUCUGAUUGGCUCUGUGGGACCAGUCGCCUCCUGUUCUUCUGUAUUAAAUAACUUCCAGUUGAGCGUUAGCGGGCUGCUAGCCGCUGAGCUAACUGUGGCUAACUCCUGACAAAUGGGAGGUCUCACUCUGAUGAAAAAACACUGUAAGAAUUAAUUUUAAAGUUUUGUUAAAGUUGCACAUCAUCAUUGUUGUCGUUGUUGUAGGAGAAAAAUAAUCUUUGAUUUUGUGUCAGUGAUGAUCUUUCCUGUUGGCCCCUCGCCUCCUUCUGACCUGACCCCCCACCCUCUCCGCUCAGGGGCGGGGGGCAGGUGAGGUGAGGUGGGGAGGAGUCACACCUGAACACUACUGCUUUGUUUCUUCCAGAAUCACCAGUUAAAGAAUCUUUGUAACGAUAAACUGUUAGCAGCCAAAAACACAAUAAAUGAACCUGAAGAGAA
This is a messenger RNA of Acanthochromis polyacanthus (spiny chromis), 6185 nucleotides long. It is a transcript of the gene cdc42bpb, whose product is annotated as CDC42 binding protein kinase beta (DMPK-like). NCBI's taxonomy places the organism in Eukaryota, Metazoa, Chordata, Actinopteri, Pomacentridae. Gene Ontology annotation, cellular component: cytoskeleton; cytoplasm. Gene Ontology annotation, molecular function: protein serine/threonine kinase activity; ATP binding. Gene Ontology annotation, biological process: actomyosin structure organization; peptidyl-threonine phosphorylation. The record is from RefSeq and is a predicted model, not a curated record.